Menidia menidia (Atlantic silverside) is the source of this 2393-nucleotide messenger RNA. The record is from the annotation of a GenBank genome assembly. NCBI's taxonomy places the organism in Eukaryota, Metazoa, Chordata, Actinopteri, Atheriniformes, Atherinopsidae.
UCCCAUCCAACCCAGGGCUUCUGUGCGCGUGGCCACAGCGCCCCUCCGUGUCACGACAGAGCAACCCUCCACCGGAUUGGCUGAGCAGUUGUCAGGAGUGUUUAUAGGAAACAUGGCUUCUCAGUCUGUUGGAGAGCUUCAAGAUAUGGAGGUGGACCGAAGGGGCGAGUCCGAGGAGUCUGGUGAUGAUGACAUCAGGAGGAAGAGCAUCAAUGGCGAUGUUGACCCCAAUCAGCCCUCCACCACAAGUAAAGAAGAGUCCCCUGUUGACAUGGACACUAUAACCUUGGAUCCAGAAGAAGAGGAUGUUGAUCUUGUUCAUUGUCGUAUUGGAAAAAUUGAAGGACUUGAGGUGCUACAAAAGGCCAAAACACUCUCCUUACGACAAAACCUAAUCAAAAAGAUAGAAAACCUUGACAGUUUGAGUUCACUGCAGGAACUAGAUCUCUAUGACAAUCAGAUACGCAAACUGGAGAACCUUCACAGCCUCACAGAUUUAGAGCAGCUCGAUGUGUCGUUCAACGUUUUGAGGAAGGUGGAAAAUUUGGAGCAGUUGACACGGCUGAAGAAGCUUUUUCUGCUUCACAACAAAAUUAGUGCAAUUGCCAACGUGGACCACCUCUCAGUUCUGGAGAUGCUGGAGCUGGGCUCUAAUCGCAUCAGGGUCAUUGAGAACCUGGAUGGACUUUCAUCUCUGCAAAGUUUGUUUCUUGGUACCAAUAAAAUAACGAAGCUCCAGAAUCUGGAUAGUUUACACAACCUGAGUGUUUUAAGCAUCCAGAGUAACAGGAUUACUAAAAUUGAGGGGCUGCAGAAUCUUGUCAACCUGAAAGAGCUCUACCUGAGCCACAAUGGCAUUGAGGUCAUUGAGGGCCUGGAAAAUAAUAAAAAACUUACCACACUGGACAUCGCUGCUAAUCGAGUGAAGAAAAUCGAAAAUAUCAACCAUUUGACAGAGCUGCAGGAGUUUUGGAUGAACGAUAAUCAAAUUGACAACUGGUCAGAUCUUGACGAGCUGAAGAACGCCAAGACUCUGGAGACGGUCUAUCUGGAGAGAAACCCCCUACAGAAAGAUCCGCAGUACCGAAGAAAGAUCAUGCUGGCGUUGCCGAGCGUUCGCCAGAUCGACGCUACCUUCAUUCGCUUCUGAGCUGCAGUGUAUGGUCCACCUGCCAACCUCAUAGUGUUCCCUCUCACCUCCCUGCCUGCCCUGCCUACAAAUACACCUUCUAAAACACAUCAGCCUCACCAUAUCAAAUGUAGUCACUCCAUACACAAUAUACAUUCCAACACAAACUCCCCCUGGCUCUCAUAACAACAUAUAUGCAUGUAUGCACUCAUUCAAACCUUGAUCUAUACUGUUGCGUGGAAACUUUGAUUUAUUAAGGUGGAACUGUGAAAAUGAAAAACUACCCUACACUCAUAUCUUUAUUUUUCAUUUGCACUUUGUUUCUUUUUUUGUUUGAGGGAUACACCUUGAAUCCUCCAUCAUUCAGCACCCGUCUGGGAAAUCGGGAAUAAGUCUAUGACCGUAUUAUUGAACUUGCACUCAUGCCAUGUUGUAGGAAAAAUGUGGCAUUCUCACUAUUGUAGGGACUUUCUUUUAACUGUUGUUGGUAGGAUAGAUGCUGUUAUCAUAAGCUAUAUAAUGAACAAUAAACAAUCUUAUCAAAGGCAACAUGAAAAAGGAAGCCACUUAACCAUAUAUAGAUACAUGCACACUUUACUACAUAGUUGUUUUUUUUCCUCGGUUUGGCUUCAAUACGUUUUUAAACUGUGCUGUUCCAGGAAUCAAACCUGACAAUGAAAUAUACUUCAGUAAAGCCUUAAAGCCAUUUUGAUUUGAAGCAGCUCAUAAAAUUAACUCCACAGCUGAUAGACCACACACACCAACUAGCAUAAUUAAGACUUAGGGUGUAUCUUGGUGUAGAGCCGCCCUAUCUAUUCCUUAUCUAAAUGUUUUGCAGCUCCUAGAUUCCUUUGCUGAUUAACAAGAGUGACCUCUGCAGUAAAAUAAAUCAGAAUGUAAAAUCAUCUGUGUUCAUAAAGGUGGUUUUGUAAUCAGUGGUAGUCUUUUUUUUAAUACAUUAUAUACAUCACUGAUUACAGCCGUUACUCUCUCUAGAAAUAUGUUUAUAAACUUUAUGUGAACAGGUAACAGUAAGAUGUAGAUUGCAUUUGAAUAGAAUUUAUAUUCUAAUGUCUUUACUAUUCUCACAAAGUGUUUACUAAUGUAAGAUAAGAUACUUCAUUUUUUCAGACAAUUUCAAGCACAUUUGGAUUUUGGAAGCGCUUAAAGACCAGGGCACUUCAUCAUCUUAAUUCAUCACUGUUUGAUCCAAGCAAUAUUGUGGCACCUGCUCCAAAAAAAAAAAUAUAUAUAUAUAUAUAUA